This is a messenger RNA of Panicum hallii, 1476 nucleotides long. RefSeq names its product protein STRICTOSIDINE SYNTHASE-LIKE 4-like. The coding region runs from base 80 to 1180 and encodes 366 amino acids. The record is from RefSeq and is a predicted model, not a curated record. NCBI's taxonomy places the organism in Eukaryota, Viridiplantae, Streptophyta, Magnoliopsida, Poales, Poaceae. The transcript is spliced from 6 exons. Gene Ontology annotation, biological process: biosynthetic process. Gene Ontology annotation, molecular function: strictosidine synthase activity.
CUUGGGGGGGGGGGGGGGGGGGUUUGAAUCGAGUACGACUACCAACUGGUGGUGCUUUGGAGCUCGUCCACUGGUGGCCAUGGCGCUUGGCCUCUUCGCCGCCGCCGUGCUGGCCGCGGUGGCGUCGCUCGCGGCCCACGUGGGGCUCAACUGCCCAAUCGAGCCGGUGCCGUCGCCCCCGCCGCCGCCCACGCCGCCUCCCAACAACCUCCUCCAGAGGCUGGAGAAGCUUGGGGAAGGGGCGCUGGACGCGCCGGAGGACGUGCACGUGGACGCGGCGGCGGGCGGCGCGCUGUACACGGCCACGAGGGACGGGUGGCUGCACAAGAUGCACCCCGGCAACUCGUCCUGGGAGCGGUGGCGCUUCGUCGGCGGCACCGGCCUGCUCGGGGUCACGCCAUCCGCCGACGGCACCAUGCUCGUCUGCGACGCUGACAAGGGACUUUUGAGAGUUGGGGAGGAAGGAGUGACCCUUCUUGCUUCGGAGGUCGAUGGCUCCCCGAUCAGGUUCGCGGACGCGGCGAUCGAGGCCUCCGACGGCGCGGUCUACUUCAGCGACGCCAGCACCCGGUUCGGCUUCGACAGGUGGUUCCACGACUUCUUCGAGUCCCGCGCCACCGGCCGCCUCCUCCGCUACGACCCGCGCACGGGCCACACCUCCGUCGUGCUCGACCGCCUCGGCUUCGCCAACGGCGUCGCCCUGCCGAGGGACGAGGCCUUCGUCGUCGUCUGCGAGUCCAGCAGGUUCAGAUGCAUGAAGGUGUGGCUGAAAGGGGAGAAGGCUGGCCAGGCCGAGACGUUCAUCGACAACCUCCCGGGGUGUCCAGACAACAUCCGCCUCGGAUCAGACGGCUACUUCUGGAUCGCCCUCCUCCCGUCGAGGUCGCCAUGGCUGGACCUGAUCACCCGCUGGAGCUUGGCGAAGAGACUCGUCGCCACGUUCCCGGCGCUCCUCGAGUGGAGCAAGUCAACGAUGAAGGGAGCCAUGGUGGCCCAGGUGUCGGAGGACGGCGACAUCAUCCGGGUGCUCGACGACUCUCAAGGGAAGGUGAUCAACUUCGUCACCUCGGUGAACGAGUUCAACGGGGACAUCUUCCUCGGAAGCCUCGCGACCAACUUCAUAGGGAAGUUGUCCCUGGCACAGGUGACAACACAGGAGCAGGGCACAGUUUCUUCAUAGAAAAUUUCAGUGUUACCAACAUCGGUUCAAACCAGAAUAAGCCAGGGAACAUUUCACUCUUUAGCAUUGCUGUACAGUGAUCGGCCACCAGCUAAGAUUUCACGAGCUGUAAAAGAUUCAGCAAGACUAGUGGACGAGCAGAUGGUUCUGUUCAGCCUUCAGCUCUGCUUGACAGGGUUGGUUUGGUAGCUUUCAGGUGCUCGUCGAUUUCAGCCAAUGUCAGUCGUCUGAAAAUUGGAUCAUCCUUCCUGACAACCCCCACCUGGAACAGUCGUUAGUAGUUAGUUACUAGUUUA